AUGCGGCUUUUGUUGCUUCUGGUCUCAUCGCUUGCCGUAGCGUACCUUGUCGUUCGGCGACUGCAAACCUGGUACCGCCUGCGGCACAUCCCAGGACCGCGAUGGUGCGGGUGGACUGAUAUUUGGAUCCUCUGGCGUGCAUGGACAGGAUCCUUGUACGAAGAUCUUGGUGACCUGUGCCAACAGCAUGGACCGCUUGUCCGGGUCGCGCCUAAUUAUGUUGUCUGCGGUAAUCCCGCCGAAGUGCGGCGGAUGUGGGGAGUUCGUUCAGAGUGGGACCGCUCGCCCUGGUACAAGGGUUUCCAGCUCGAUCCUCCGAGAGACUGCACGCUGUCCAUGCGCGAUAAUGCACUGCACACCGUUCUAAGAUCCAAGCUGGCUCCAGGCUACUCCGGCAAGGGAAUAGAAUCUCUGCCCGAAUCUGUAGACGCGCAAAUCGCUAAAUUCAUCCGCCUAAUCGAGACCAAGUACCUGUCCACAGACUCGGAGCUGCGCCCAGUCGAUAUUGCGCGGAAAGUCCAGUAUCUUACCCUUGAUGUGAUCUCGACCCUUGCAUUCGGGCGCACGUUUGGCUUCCUGGACAAAGAUGGGGACCUGUUCGAUUAUAUCAAGACCACGGAGGAGUCGCUGCCGCUCAUGCAGAUGAUUGCGCUGCUGCCGUGGCUCGUGAACGUGUUGCAGUCGCGUCUGUUCAAGGCAUUUCUACCGUCGCAUACGGAUGUUGUUGGCGUGGGGAAAGUUAUGGGCAUUGCCAAAGAAGUCGUCUCAGAGCGAUAUGGGGAUAGCAAAAUCACCAAGCCAGACAUGCUGGGUUCGUUUGUUGCCCAUGGCCUCAGCCAGAGGGAUGCUGAAGCGGAAUCCCUGGUCCAGAUCGUCGCCGGCUCCGACACCACCGCCACAACCCUCCGCAUCUCGCUCCUCUUGCUCACAACCUCACCCAGGACAUACGCAACUCUCGUCUCAGAAAUCGACACCGCCAUCUCCCGGGGCAGCAUUUCCUCACCAGUCACGGAGGCCGAAGCCCGCAGCCUCCCAUACCUGCAAGCAUGCAUCAAGGAGUGUUUCCGCUUCUGGCCCCCGAUCACAGGGAUUAUGCCGCGCAUAUGCCCGCAUGAGGCCGUGGUGUGUGGCGUGAAGGUCCCAGGGGGUACCAAUGUGGGAUGGAGUGCUAGAGCGGUGUUGAGGGACAAGGAGGUGUUUGGAAAGGAUGCGGAGGUCUUCUCGCCCGCCCGGUGGUUGGAGAGGGCGGAUUCCAAGGUGGGGAAUGGGGCCGGGGAAACGGAGCGGUUGGGUCGGAUGGAGAGGACUGUGGAGCUUGUGUUUGGGCAGGGGAAAUGGGGAUGUCUGGGGAAGCCGAUCUCGUUGUUGGAGAUCAACAAGUUAUUCCCCCGUUUCACCUUUCCCAUCCUAAACCCCCCCCACCCAAUGGAUCCCUUCAACUAUGGCGUUUGGAUCCAGUCAGGAUUGUUCAGGAAGAUAUCGCGGGGGGCCCAUAUCCAAAACCCGCCCGAGUAA
Histoplasma mississippiense is the source of this 1515-nucleotide messenger RNA. RefSeq lists its product with no specific name. The record is from RefSeq and is a predicted model, not a curated record. Bases 1 to 1515 code for a protein of 504 amino acids. Gene Ontology annotation, molecular function: iron ion binding; oxidoreductase activity, acting on paired donors, with incorporation or reduction of molecular oxygen; heme binding. NCBI's taxonomy places the organism in Eukaryota, Fungi, Ascomycota, Eurotiomycetes, Onygenales, Ajellomycetaceae. The transcript has 6 exons.